Messenger RNA from Aphis gossypii (cotton aphid), 610 nucleotides. RefSeq lists its product as uncharacterized. NCBI's taxonomy places the organism in Eukaryota, Metazoa, Arthropoda, Insecta, Hemiptera, Aphididae. The transcript is spliced from 4 exons. The coding region runs from base 44 to 610 and encodes 188 amino acids. Gene Ontology annotation, molecular function: oxygen binding; heme binding. The record is from RefSeq and is a predicted model, not a curated record.
ACGGAGAGGGGCCCCGGAGUGCACGCACUGGCGCGGUGUUAUUAUGUGGCCGCACGCAGCCUUCCGCGCACUUCCCCGCCACCCGCCGCCGUCGAUUUAUAAACAACACAAAAACAAUAUUAUAAAUGCUAUGAAGUCCACACGAUUUUUGAACGAGUCUCAAACGGUUCUAGUGAAACAAUCAUGGCCCAUGAUAGUUUCAAAUAAUUUUUGGACUACAUUUUAUAUUAAUCUAUUCAAGAGAAGUCCAUCAUAUCAAUUACAGUUUGAUCGCUUCGCUCAUGUUCCAUCCGAAGAGCUUGAAUCGAACGUUCACUUUUUGGCACACACUUUUAGGACCGGAUUUGCGUUUAAUACUGCUAUUGAGUUCUUGGAAAUACCCGAUGAGUUACACAAAAUCCUCGUGGAUUUGGGAGAAAAACAUCGCAAGUUUCGUCUUACGGUCGAACAUUUUGAGAUCGUCAAAGACCUACUGAUAUGUAUGAUUGAGGACCGCGUAGUGCCGACAGACGUACCUGUCAGAGACGCGCUUCUGGUGGAGGCGUGGAAGCAGUGCAUAACCUUGGUGAUCGGAGUGAUCAUGGAUUCCGCGACCGCCACGGUUAAUUAA